AUGAAGUCCACGCUGCUGCUGGCCUUCGUCUGUGUGGCUCACCUCCUGCCAGACUCCGCCCUCUCCUUGCACAUUGGUGCUUUCAACAUCCAGACCUUUGGGGACAGCAAAAUGUCCAAUGAGACCAUCAGCGGCAUCAUUGUCCGAAUUGUGUCCACAUAUGACCUCAUCCUGGUCCAGGAGGUCCGAGACGCUGAUCUGAGUGCAGUCCAGAAGCUGAUGAACCUACUCAACCGAGUGUCAGCAGAGCAGUACAACUAUGUGGUCAGCGAGCCGUUGGGACGCAGCACCUACAAGGAGCAGUACCUCUUCAUUUACAGGGAGGACCAGGUCUCGGUAUUGGACAGUUAUUUGUACGAUGAUGGGUGUGAGCCGUGCGGCAACGACACCUUCAGCAGGGAGCCUUUCGUUGUGAAGUUUGCUGCCCCUCACACUGAGGUGAAGGAGCUGGUGCUGGUGCCGCUGCACACUCCUCCCGCGGAAGCCGUGGCAGAGAUUGACGCGCUCUACGAUGUCUACCUGGAUGUGAUAAGCCAGUGGGGGAGCCAGGACGUGCUCUUCCUGGGGGACUUCAACGCUGACUGCUCCUUCGUCCGGUCUGACGACUGGCCCCACAUCCGCCUCCGCACCAGCCGCGACUUCCAGUGGCUCAUCCCAGACACUGCUGACACCACCGUGACGACCACAAAUUGCGCCUACGACAGGAUUGUGGCGGCAGGCCCAAGACAGAGAGGCAGCAUCGUGCCUGGAACAGCCCGAGUGAACGACUUUCAGAAGACCUUUGGCCUGAGCUACAAGGAUGCCUUGGCUGUCAGUGACCAUUUUCCCGUGGAAGUGACCUUGAAGCCCCUCUAG
This is a messenger RNA of Euleptes europaea (tarantolino), 855 nucleotides long. RefSeq names its product deoxyribonuclease-1-like. The coding region runs from base 1 to 855 and encodes 284 amino acids. The transcript is spliced from 8 exons. Gene Ontology annotation, molecular function: DNA nuclease activity. Lineage: Eukaryota; Metazoa; Chordata; Lepidosauria; Squamata; Sphaerodactylidae. Gene Ontology annotation, biological process: DNA catabolic process. Gene Ontology annotation, cellular component: nucleus. The record is from RefSeq and is a predicted model, not a curated record.